Messenger RNA from Callithrix jacchus (white-tufted-ear marmoset), 3374 nucleotides. RefSeq names its product BRCA2 and CDKN1A interacting protein (gene BCCIP). Gene Ontology annotation, cellular component: nucleus. The record is from RefSeq and is a predicted model, not a curated record. Lineage: Eukaryota; Metazoa; Chordata; Mammalia; Primates; Cebidae.
GCUAGGACCGCAAGCUGGACCUGACUGUAAGGGAUCAUGGCUGCAGAAUCCAGCAGGGGCAUUGGGGUUGGCGUGUACCCAUCGCUGAGCUUCUUCGUAAUCCCUCCCCCGCUUGGCUACUAUGGGCUGGUCUGUAAGGUCGGGCUACGGGAAGCUGCGCAGGCGCAGUGUGGGCGGUAACAUGGCGUCCAGGGCCAAACGGAGGGCUGUGGGAAGUGGGGUUCCGCAACCGCCUGGCGCCCCGGUCCCGCGCGACGACGAAGAGGAAGAUGAAGUCGACGAUGAGGACGAAGACGAUGACGACAGUGACGAGGAAGAAGAUGAAGACGACGAGGUCGUCGACGAGGAAGUGAAUAUCGAAUUUGAAGCUUAUUCUAUAUCAGAUAACGAUUAUGACGGAAUUAAGAAAUUAUUGCAGCAGCUUUUUCUAAAGGCUCCUGUGAACACUGCAGAGCUAACAGAUGUCUUAAUUCAACAGAACCAUAUUGGGAGUGUGAUUAAGCAAACGAAUGUUUCAGAAGACAGCGAUGAUGAUGUGGAUGAAGAUGAGAUUUUUGGUUUCAUAAGCCUUUUGAAUUUAACUGAAAGAAAGGGUACUCAGUGUGCUGAACAAAUUAAAGAGUUGAUUCUAAGCUUCUGUGAGAAGAACUGUGAAAAGAGCAUGGUUGAACAGCUGGACAAGCUUUUAAAUGACACCACCAAGGCUGUGGGCCUUCUCCUAAGUGAAAGAUUCAUUAACGUCCCUCCACAGAUCGCUCUGCCCAUGUACCAGCAGCUUCAGAAAGAAGUAGUGGAGGCACACAAAACCAAUAAGCCAUGUGGGAAGUGCUGCUUUUACCUUCUGAUUAGUAAGACAUUUGUGGAAGCAGGAAAAAACAAUUCCAGAAAGAAAUGGAGCAACCAAAAGAAAGAUGAGUUAAUGUUUGCAAAUGCAGAGGAAGAAUUUUUCUAUGAGGCUUACACAGGACUUUGUGGCUGUGCUUUGACACACGCCAUUCUGUUCUCUGGAUAUCCUCUGCUCUCCCUGCCAAGCUUCGUCAGCAGCUCUGCAGCUUCCCCUCAGCUCCCCAGCCUAUUCUGCACCAGUAUCUGGAGCUCUGCAGCCUCUCUGCAUGUGCAUGGUGAAUGUGCCAGGAUACAGAGGGUGCACAGCACAGCUCUGACUCAGUGGGUAUGUAGUGGUGGCUGUUCCUUGUCUUCCUCUGACGACCCAUCUAUGGGUCUGUGUCCCCCGUCACUGUAUCCCAAGCAAGCUUGCUCUGAAGGCUGACUGAGUGCAGUGCUGGAGCUCUGGAAGUACAGAGCUCCAUGGGAGCAGGAAGGAGCGUCUUCCACUUUGCAGAUGUCUAUCAGUGUGUUUAGGGCCUCAAGUGCCAUUGCAUUCAAGUGGCAAUGGGGCUAGAGAAGAAGAGUGUUUGAUGAAUUACUAAUAAGGACUCAGACUUCUCUGGGGAAAGGAAGGUGGAAUUAGAAGGUAAUUUCUGAGCAUUCACUUACACUCACUGGUAGAAUUCAGAGUUGUGUCCUGGUAGGCCUUGUAAAUGUUGAUGAGGGUAAAGUGAUCUCCUUCAGGGUGUAAAAAUGACUUCCAACAAGUCAAGGCAGACUCUUCAGCUCCAUGUGGCACAUGUGAAAAGCAAUUUGGAGCUUUAAAAUGCAAAAGGUCACAGUUAGCAAUAAUGAAGACAUUUCAUCUUACCGUAACAUGGGGUCAUAAUGUUGGUGGAACCGCUCCUGUCUUGGUUCUCUGAAUAAAUGUGUUAUUCUUGUUUUCUUAGAAAUCGUGAAAUUUAAAGUGAGUCGUCCUAAUUCUUUCUCUUCUUGUGUGUGUGUGUGUUUGCUUUUCUAAGGUCAACUGAAUAUGGUUAAUACCCUGCUUAUAUUCCAUCAGGAGCAGGGAAAACCUGAGGUACUCAGAGGUCCAGGCACAAGAACCAGCUCUGAUACAGCACAAUGGUUGGUCUGUUCUGCCAGUAUUAGAAUAAAUUAAAACAUACGAGCCGGGAUGAAUGAAGUCAAUAGGAAAUAAAAAACAAGCACACAUCAUUGUUUGGGGGAAAACACCUCUAGUGAUACAUUUUCUUCAUCUGCACUGAUGCCUUCAGCAAAGAAACCUAGUAUGUUUUCAUCUAUCUGAUGUAUAAAUUUGCUGCACUUUGAGUUAGUUUUCUUAUAUUAGAUAAUUUUUCAUAUUAAAAUUUUCCUUUUCUAACCUAUUAAGUCCCUCACUAUCAUUUCAAAAGGUUCAAUGACUUGAUCACCAUCUCUGAUAUGUGCUCCUUAAAAUAUUAUUUCAAAUGGAUCCCAUUUAAAUCUAUACCUGGUGCAGAUUUGCAAAAAAAGAAAAGAAAUAUUCAUUAAGGAGUACCUGUUACCAUGGCAGCGACUGUUAGCACUUCAUCUACACAGUCAAAUUCACAGGACGCUAAGAUAGACUUUGAGAGUUGUGGAUCAAGAGGAAACUCUGACAUUAUGAUUCCAAAUUCAGAAAGAUUUCCAUCAUUAUCUAGUGCUGCCAGAUAAUCUAAGUCUUCCAAUGCCUGCAUCAAACUUUCUGGUGCUAGGAAAGGAAAAAAUAAUAAUUUAAGAGUCGCACAUCCAAGAUGGAAAAGCAGGUACUGGAUUUUCCCUCCUGCAUGAAACAAGCAAACAGUGGACAAAAUGUGUGAAACAACAGUUUGCAAGACACCAAAUACCAGGCAGUGAAGGACAGUGAUUCCUGAGAGAGCAAACUCAGGAGGGGAGCCCUGUGAUUGUCCAGCUCAUGCUUCGAGGAGGGUCCUGGCUGCAGUGUGCGUGUUGGGGGGAACCCAGGUGGAGCCUGCCAGCUUCCCUGCAGUAGGAAAACAAUGCCAGGGAUCCAGGGAGACUGAGGUGGCUGGAACUGACAGGUGACCAUACUGGAGAGAGACACACAGAGAAAUCAGGGACCAGAGGGAGUUCCCUCAACUAGGCAGCAGAGCACCCACCAAUCAGCUCAUGUGUGUAAGGAACCACCCGAGGCCAGUACUGUGGUGCUGACACAGUACUUAGGGUAGGGCCUGUUCCUACCAGCCAAGCUGGAAAACCUCAGGGCACUAGGUAGGAAACACAAAUGAGAAACCCCAGAUGGGCACGGCCACCUAACACAUCUAUACAGCAGGACCCGAAAGGAUCCACUGCAUCCCAGGACAAAGCUCAAAAAUAUUCCUGGGACUAAAAUAUUCAGUGCCCAACAAGGUAAAAUGUACGACGUCUAGCAUCCCGUAAAAAAGUAUGAGGCAUGAAAAGCAGGAAAAUACAUUGCGUAAUACAGAGAAAAAUGAAUUACAACUGACCUGGAACUCAGAUGCUAGAAACAAUAGAUAAAGAUGUUAUUUCCCAGUGCAAAUAAA